This is a messenger RNA of Microtus ochrogaster (prairie vole), 542 nucleotides long. RefSeq names its product protein VCF1-like. NCBI's taxonomy places the organism in Eukaryota, Metazoa, Chordata, Mammalia, Rodentia, Cricetidae. The record is from RefSeq and is a predicted model, not a curated record.
GACAGUACACAGAACAUUUCUAGCCAUAGGCAGAAAGGACACAAGAGGAAAUAGGCAAAGAAAGCUCACGUAUCUUGAGUUGCCGUAUAGCAGGGCUUAAAAUCAUCUAACAUGGAGCGAUUAUUUCAGAGAAUGAAGAAAAUGAGCUUCCUCAGGAAAAGGAAAAGAGACGACAAUGAGGAGGACAACCAAGAUGACCCUCAUUCAAAGAGGAAUAAGAAGGACCAGGCCUUCCAGGACCCUCACGCUAUAGAGUCGUCAAGCAGAGAUAUUGAAAGAAACCAAAGCAGCAGCAUCAAUAACCCAGUACGAGGAAGUGUACCCGAAAGGAGUGUAAACCUGAACACUGCUGAACUUUACUCCAAUGUCCCCAAGUUCUCAAAUGAAGACUAUGCACUGUGCCAAGGCCAAGGUCUUUACUACAACAUUAACCAGAUCUUGAAGGAAGCGCAUUUCUAUAGCCUACAGCAGAGAGGCCAAUUACCGAUGUGAUGACCUGGGUGCUCCUCCUCCCUUCUUUAUAAAAAUCAAUGACAUUCCCA